Molecule: messenger RNA, 1212 nt
Organism: Closterium sp. Yama58-4
Lineage: Eukaryota; Viridiplantae; Streptophyta; Zygnematophyceae; Desmidiales; Closteriaceae
Source: the annotation of a GenBank genome assembly
AUGAUAAGUCACACACAGGGUAACCUGAUCAAGGCGCUGGUCAGCGCAGGCGUGGCGGUACCUGAAGAAAACCUCAAGUGUGACGAACCCGAGGCAGCAGACGAAGAGGGCAUGCCCGAUGUCGUUGAGGCGCGCCUCAAAGGCAUGGCCGUGACAAUCGCCGAGCUGACCAGCAGGGUGAACGUGAACGCUGUUACCAUUGAGGGCCUGGAAGCCAAGGUCGAGUCCUUGGUGAAGGAAAUGGCAGAGAGGGAUUCUACUAUCACAAUGUUGAUGCAGGAAGUGGCCGCACUGAAGGAACUGCUCCAUCCACGGGCUGUGGUCGCCGCUCGUAGUCACGAGAAAGCUGCAAGCAGCCCUGCCCCUGCGGCUCCAGGCUUGGGAAGGGAGCCGACCAUUUCUAAGCCACUUGCUCUCGCUCAUGCAGGACUUGCCACGGCCGAAGCGGUAGUAGUAGACCUCUUUGCUGCACCUGCUACUGCUCAAGCACCUGCCGCACAUGCUGAUGUGGCGACUGGUGUCCAGGAACCGCACCUCAUAAACCAACAUCCAGUCACAUCGAGGGCAGGGCCAGGGAAGACGGGCCGUGAUGCUGAGCUCGGGGAAGCCCAUUCGGAGCGGACCGCAUUCACUGGAGGCAGGCCGCGGUCAUCCAACUACACAGGGGUACGUCUGGAUCCCGAUACCGGCAAGUGGGUGGCGGCGAUUGGGCUCACGAAGGGUAGGUCUUACUCCACCCCGUUGGGAUCAUGGGACUCAGAGCUGGAGGCCGCUGAAGCGUAUGCUGCUGCCGCGGCGGUGUUACGGAAAGACUGGCGUCCCCCCCGCGGGGAGGUGAUAACUCUGAAGCUCGCCGACCGGGCCAACAUUGAGAAAAUGACUCAUGCGGAGGGGACUGCGCUUUUGAAGGCCAGGGCGUGGCACAAAUGGCGCACGUGGCGAGAGGAGCUGUAUCCCACGUCUGUCCUCGCAGGCACCGCACCAAUCCCCAUCUCGCCACCCGCUGGCGAGAACGCGGCCUCAGAACGUGUUCCUGGGGCUCCAGGAAAAGCAUCGGCUAUGGUAGAGGCCGGUGCCAGGGAGGUUGUUCCAGGGGAGGAUGUUGCAGCUGCCGAGGCAGUGAUAGCAUCGAUGACAGCUGCAGGGGGCAAUGGUGCGGGCGGUCUUGAUGAGGGUGAUCGGGCGGCGAAUCCAGGAUCUCAGGCUCGUUGA